AUGAACAUCUCGCCGGCGGUUGUUGUCCGACAAGUUGAGUCCUCCCCGACCGUUGAGGACAUCGGCCCGCCGCCAGCGGAGGAUGACGAGGGAAGCCAUGUGCUCUCCCCUCCAUUUUCCCCACCACCGCCAAGCACGGGAAGCUUCAGCGGCAGCAUCCGAACAUCUCCUGUUGUGGAGGUGCCGCGGUCGUUUGAGAACUUCGUGCGGAGACCAGUCAGGAGGCCAGGUACGACAAACAAUUUACUGAUGGCUGAAAUGCAGGUGAAUACUGAUGUAUUGCAAUCUGCAACAACCUCUGCCAUGUCCACAGGAAGGGUGGAGAACAUAAUCGCGCCGGGUCGUAAAAAAACGCCACGCAUGUCUCCUUUUUCUUCCGGUUCAGACGUGGAAAACUCAUGUACAUCCGUUUCCCUAAGCCGCUGCCAAUAUUCAACGUCAAUUAUUCCAGUGGCCCUCACUGCGGGUGCCUCGCCAAGGAAUCUAAUACGACGACAUCAAAUCACGCGUGAUAGCGGGUCUCCGAUCAUCCCACAAACAGCGGCAGACGGCAGUAGAGAAGCACCAUUUCCUCCCUUGACAUUGGUGGACAUGAAUCAGGCUAUUCAGCGAUCUAUUCAAGAGUAUCAGCGAGCGAUGUCGCUUCUUAACCAUAGCAUGCCUUUUACUCGCGUCCAAAAGGCCGAGCAUCCAGAAGAAAUGGACACAACAACCCCAAGUACACAUCCAAAGGUUUGCUUAGGAGAAUUUCAAGUCAGGUGUGAUGUUCAUAGCUUUGUGGCAUCCUUUCUAUCCGCUCAUGGAUAUAAAGAAGCAAUGCGAUCGUUUGAGAUGCACUUGCCGUUGGCUGAGAAACAACUUCAAAGCUGCUUGUAUCAUCAUCAAAAACGGAAACAAGUUCAGAGUCAACAUUUGGACACAGCAUCUUUGGUAAAGCAGGGGAGACAAGACACGUCCUUUUCACCAAAUUACGCCCUGACUAGUGAUGACUUGUUGCUUUUCGUGAUGGAAUCUGUGCGGCGGAGGCAGUCACUCAAUGACAGCCUUCCCUGGCGAGAGAUUAAUUGCCAGCGGAAGGACUAUCGUCUCGAGCCCUUGGAGCAGUUCCACUCACCCCAAGAUCACAAUCCCGUGUCGGGAGAUGGUGAUAACGCGAUAUUUUAUAACUCAGCAGUUGGUGGGUCGUUAGAGCUUUUGAUUGAGGUUCUUAUUUUUGUGGAGACAGACGUUCCAUUCACAACAGGGAUGCCGAUCACGAACUACACCAAUACGUUCAUUUUGCUCUCUUCUUUGUUUGUGAUGCCGGAGGUGCUGAUCGUGCGGCUGAUCCGCCUGUUUCGCCACGUACAGAAACAACCAAGAGUGCUUCUGGAUGACAGUCGCCGUGUGUUUAUUCUGCGUCGAAUUGUACAUUUUAUGACUGCAUACUGCAAUUAUCAUGAGGCGGAUGUCACUUACGCCCUCCUUGAUCGUCUCCGUCAAUUUCUACGGAGUUUAAAUGCCACACCUUCGGUGGGUCAUUCCCUACAUGAUGUCCAAUCCGCCAAUUUUAGUGGAAGAGGGACUUCAACGACGGCGACACAACAAAUGGGGGGAGAUUUCUCCUUCGUUUCUGCGGAAGUUACACCGCGUCUCGACGAGUUGCGUAUUUUUGUGGAGAGGGCCCUGGAAAAAAAAUACACAUUGCUUCCAGACAGGGACGGUCGUGGUGUUUGUUGGCAACGGAAGUUAACGGCAUCUGUGAGACCAUUAGGGACCAUCCUGAAAAAGGAGUUGAAGCAACAAGACGGGGCUUUGCAGGCGGAAAGGGUCGGAUCGUCAUUGCAAGGGGUGUGUUUAAAAAUGGAGGCAUAUUACACGGAAGUUGAGUUUACGGCAGUUGCUGCGAAAACGCUUGCCAUUCAGCUGUGUCUUCUCUCAUUUAAGUUGUUUGCCGAUAUUCAUUUGCGUGAAUUACUUAAUAAUGCGUGGUGCGAUAGCACCAUGCGUAUGAGUGUGCCUUUCCACUUAUCGCGUUUUGUUGAUUAUUCCUCUCAUGUGCAGCGAUGGAUGACGGCUUUGAUUGUGAGCCCGACGCGAUGGUCGGAAUGCCAAAAGGUCAUGAUUCACGGCAUUCGUGUGUGCCGUUUUCUUUAUGAAGAACAAAACUAUGAGAUGGCCUCUGCUAUGUUACAGGGUCUGCAGCACCCUGCGGUGGUGACGCUAGAAGAGCUUUACAAAAAACACUUUCAGUGCCGCAGUAUCUUAAGCGACGCGGAGGAGCGGGAGUUCACGGCGUUGCAGAAAAUAAUGGACCCAUUUGCCUCUCAUGAAAGUCCCUCUUCUUAUUCCUUUGUUAGCAACCAAGCCCUUGAGGAGACGCGGGUGCCGAUGAUCCCACUGCUCGCACCACUCCUCGGCGUGCUGUUCCGCACAGAGGAAUCGAAAGGAAGGACGGUAGAACUCUCUCCUACGACCGGAGUUCCCAUCGUGAACUGGAGCAAAAUAAUGGCGAUUGGCAGGACCGUUUUUUUGUGGCUCCGCUGCCAAAACACGCCGUACGAGUUUACGCCGGAUGCCAGGCUGCAGCAUUACUUGUGGCAACUGCCAGGCCAUCAUUUUUUCGACUCCACCUUGAUGAGGCUUGCAAGGCGGAAGCGAAUGCAAUAG
Trypanosoma cruzi is the source of this 2649-nucleotide messenger RNA. RefSeq lists its product as uncharacterized. NCBI's taxonomy places the organism in Eukaryota, Euglenozoa, Kinetoplastea, Trypanosomatida, Trypanosomatidae. The transcript has a single exon. Gene Ontology annotation, molecular function: guanyl-nucleotide exchange factor activity. The record is from RefSeq and is a predicted model, not a curated record. The coding region runs from base 1 to 2649 and encodes 882 amino acids. Gene Ontology annotation, biological process: small GTPase-mediated signal transduction.